ACACCUCGUGGGGUGUCCCAUCUCCUCCAAAGGCAUUGGUGAUUUGCGGUGGCACUGGGCUGGGAUUUCACCCCUGGGACUCACCAGCUCACACAGGCACAAUAAGAAAGGGAAACUGUGAGGCAAGAAGAUGGCAAAAAGGGAUAGGGGCAAAAUCAGCUGUAAAGCAGAAGCUGAGGGGGCUGGCCUGGGUUUCUCCUCAGGAUGUUUCAGGUGUAUCUGAUCAGAAAGAGGAGAUGCCAAAAGCAUUAAAAAGAAAACACAGUGGAAGAGUAGGACCCACACAGGCACACAUAGUGCUCUGUUCCUGCCCAUGUUCUCUUGCUUUCCCCUGCAGUUAACUUGGGAAAGCACAGUAGAUUUGUCAGUCCUUCCUCACUUUACUUGUCCCCAGCUCAGGAGUAAAUGUUCAUUGCAUUUCCUAACAUUUUCUUUCAGCCUUUUCAUUUCUGAUCUCUCUAUUCUUCCUUCCAUGCCUGCUGCUGCAGCUGCCAUGGCCCUUUCUCCAGGAGAGGUAAGAGUCUCUGGCUGGUUUGGCUGCUGGGCAAAUGCUGAGGGUCUGGCAUUGCCCAGUUCUGGUGCCUCGGGGCAGAAGGAGGGAUGGCACCUGGGCCUCCAAACCCAGGCACAUACUCCCACUUCUGAAUCCAAGGGGCAGACAUUCCAUGUUUCAUGCCAGGCCAAAAUGAAGGAGGGGGAUCAGAGAAGGUACAGCAGCCUGGAUGGGUGCUUCAGUACUCAGAUUUAUCUGAUGUCACUGUUGUUGAUGACUAUGUUGAUUUAUUACUGGUUUUUACCUUCCCUUAAGGAUGAGCGACUGGAGAUGUGGCACAGCAAGGCUUGCAAAUGUGACUGUCAAGGAGGUCCUAACUCGGUGUGGUCCAGCAGGACCAACAGCUUGGAGUGCAUGCCAGAGUGCCCCUACCACAAGCCCCUGGGCUUUGAGUCCGGCGCUGUCACCCCAGACCAGAUAAGCUGCUCCAACCCUGAACAGUACACGGGCUGGUACUCCUCCUGGACGGCCAACAAGGCCCGCCUCAAUGGUCAAGGAUUCGGGUGUGCGUGGCUCUCAAAGUACCAGGACAACAGCCAGUGGCUGCAGAUCGACCUGAAAGAGGUGAAGGUGAUCUCGGGAAUCCUCACGCAGGGGCGCUGCGAUGCCGAUGAGUGGAUGACCAAGUACAGCAUGCAGUACCGCACCGAUGAAAACCUCAACUGGGUUUACUACAAGGACCAGACCGGCAACAACCGGGUUUUCUAUGGCAAUUCAGACCGCUCAUCCUCGGUGCAGAACCUGCUGCGGCCACCCAUCGUGGCCCGCUACAUCCGCCUCAUCCCACUGGGCUGGCAUGUGCGCAUUGCUAUCCGCAUGGAGCUCCUUGAGUGCCUGGGCAAGUGUGGCUGAGCACCAUCACCUGGGGCAAAUGUAUAGGUGUCCACCUGUGCAGCUGAUCUGCCUUGCACCAGCUCUGGCUGUGGCCACAGUCCUUCAGUAUGGAUGUCCAGCUUGCAAACAGAAGGGCUGUCUUGAAUAAAAUGUUGUUUCACACCA
Molecule: messenger RNA, 1552 nt
Organism: Pezoporus flaviventris
Lineage: Eukaryota; Metazoa; Chordata; Aves; Psittaciformes; Psittacidae
Gene: RS1
Product: retinoschisin 1
Exons: 4
Coding region: 314-1405 (363 amino acids)
Source: RefSeq, a predicted model, not a curated record